AUGUUAAACAAACAUUGCUUUGAAGCUUUAGACAGAUCUCUAAAUGACAUUAUGAAGACUCAGUCUACCCAUGGUUAUGACAUUCCAUUCGGAGGUAAAGUUGUGGUACUGGGAGACGACUUUAGACAAAUACUUCCAGUUAUUUCCAAAGGAAGCCGUUCUGAAAUUGUCGGUUCAGCUAUCAAUUCUUCAUAUCUGUGGAAGCAUUGCAAGGUAAUGAAGUUGACUGUUAAUAUGAGAUUGCAAAAUGCUAUAUCAACUUCUUCAGCAGCAGAAAAAAAAGAGUUUGCAGAUUGGUUGCUUCAAGUGGGAGAUGGUACAGUUAAAACGAUUGAUGAGGAAGAAACACUUAUUGAGAUUCCUCCAGAUCUUCUUAUUGAACAGUGUAAGGAACCGUUGCUUGAAUUAGUUAAUUUUGCAUAUCCGAAACUUGCACAUAAUUUGCAAAAAAGUUCAUUCUUUCAAGAAAGAGCGAUCCUUGCACCAACACUUGAAAGUUUAGAGGAAAUCAACAACUUUAUGUUAGCAAUGAUUCCUGGUGAUGAAACAGAAUAUUUGAGCUGUGAUACUCCAUGCAAGUCAGACGAAGAUUCAGAGGAACUUUUGCAAGAUGAAGGGGAGCACUGGAAUGCUACAGUGAAAGAGAAGUUUGAUGCUGAAUUGAAGAAAUACAAGGGUGAAUUGAAGAAAUAUGAGGCUAAAUUGAAGAAGGUAGAGGCUGAAAGAAACAGAGAUAAGGUAGAGGCUAAAUACAGAGUGGUUUCUAACGUUAAUUAG
Messenger RNA from Lotus japonicus, 777 nucleotides. RefSeq lists its product as uncharacterized. Gene Ontology annotation, molecular function: DNA helicase activity. The record is from RefSeq and is a predicted model, not a curated record. Gene Ontology annotation, biological process: telomere maintenance; DNA repair. The coding region runs from base 1 to 777 and encodes 258 amino acids. Lineage: Eukaryota; Viridiplantae; Streptophyta; Magnoliopsida; Fabales; Fabaceae. The transcript has 2 exons.